UAGUAUUGACAGUAAACCGAUUGUUCUCGAAUGUCUUACACAUCAGAUUGUAACAUUAAUUAAUCUAUUCAAAAUUAAAUAUCUAUAAUAACCAUCCAACGUCCAAUAGUUUUAAAUAUAAAGUUUCAUCAGUAUCAGAGCAUUUGACAAAAGAAAAAAAUGCCGGGAAGAUUAAUGACAGAAGAGUGUUUCCGUCAAAGAUAUGCUGCAGUUUAUAUUAUACGUUUAGUAGAUUAUUUGAAUAAAAAUAAAAUUACGCAAGAAGAUUUAGAUAAUAAAGAUAUUUUGAAGGAUAUAAUACGCAAAGGAAUCGGAAAGAAAUCAGGCUUUGGGACAAAAGAUAUUAAUGCCUUGAAAGAAGCUCUUUGUUUUUUUAAAAUUGAUGAAUUGAAGAAAACUAAUCUAUAUCGAAUAAAUCGUGGUAUAUUGGCCGUCGCUUGUGUUGAACAUGUCUUAUACCCCGGAGAAGACCAUAGAAAACAUAGAACAAUAUAUAGAUGCGGCGAUGAUCAGGCACCCAAUCUAUAUAAAAAACUGCGUGAACAUUGUGGUUUCACAACAGAAGAUGAACUCGACCCUGUUAUAGUUAAAUCAACUACUUCUUUUUUUAGGAGCAACUUGUUUGCUAAUAAUAAGACAUUCUUGGAAACGGUUCGAUCUUAUUUGAAAACAGUUAAUAUUAAUAUAGAAGAAAUGAUCUAUAUAAUGAAAGCGUCGAUUGAAUUUAUUAAUAAUAAGAAAACUGCUGAAACUGUUAACAUUGUUCCAUGGGAAAGAUAUGUUGUGAAUCGAGAAUAUUUUCAAAAAAAAGGAAACGCAGAUGCUCUUAUUAAUUUGGUGAAUUAUUUAGAGAACAAAGAAGUAAAAGAAGAAGAUAUAGAGAACGAAAAAAUUUUAAUAGAUAUACUACGCGAGGGAAUGAAAAAAUUCCCCAACAGACCACCUUCAAAAAGACAAUUAGAAGAGUUUAAAAAAACGAUUAUUAAUCUUACAAUUGAGUACUUGACAGUAACUAAUCUUUAUCGAAUAAAUCGUGGGAUAUUAACUGUCGUAUGCGUUGAAUAUGCUCUUUUUCCUGGACAAGAUUAUGAAGAGUACAAAAAGAUUUAUGACGGCAAUAUCUCUAAGGCCACCGCAUUAUAUAAAGAACUCUGUGGUAUUCCUAAAGAAAAUAAAGUCAAUGAAGCCUUAGCUAAGUCGGCGAGAUCUUUUUUUUACUGUACAAAUAGAAAUCUAGAAAUGAUUCGUUUAUAUUUACAAAAUAUCGAUAUUGAUUCUGAGGAGAUCGAAUAUAUAAAAAAUGCUUCGAUUGAAUUAAUUAGAGGUAAUGAAGCUGAUAAACCAGGGACAAAUACGAUAAGUCCAAUCGAAGAUCAUGCAAUAAAUGUGACCACCAACGACGAGGAGACCCUUCCACCUAUCCCAGAUAUGCCAUUGGAACAUGUGGACCCUUCUUCAGUUGUACCAAUACCAGUAGACCAGGGAUUUCUUUCCCGUUACUCUCCCAAUGAGGUGGUGUUGGCGAAAAGGUUCAAAUCGUAUUUCUGGCCAGCAAAAAUUAUUGAAGUCUAUAGUGAUAAGAUGCAUGUUACAUUUUUUCCUGUACCAGAAGAAACGGAGAAAGAGGAAGUCUCAUCGGAAGAAGAUGUAAGAGCUUUUACGGACGAAGAAAUCGAAGCCGCUUGUGCCUCUUUAUGUACAGGUUUAUCACAAGAAGCCUUUAAAAAUGCAGUGAAAUUUGCUUCAGCAGAAUUGAAUUGAAUACAUUCUCGUUAAUUUAUGCAUGUAAUAAAUCAUUUUAUUAUAAUAAUACUCCAGGAGGUCGGGGUUUUCAUUUCAAAAUAUUAGUGAUAAACUUAUAGCGACCCCAAAAGUUGAUACUCCGACCACUUCAAGGAAAAUAUUUUUUUUUACAUUCAAUUGGAGGCCUUAGUGGAGAAUCGAUUAUCGAAAGAAUCAUUCAAAUGUAUAUUCUAAAUAAAUGCGUCAAUUUGCAAAUACUCUGUGAAAAUUGAAAAAAAAAUGUAAAUUUGUACAAUAAAAAAAAUUAAUACGUCUUGUUGUAUCACGUACCGUUUAAAAUUCCA
This is a messenger RNA of Trichogramma pretiosum, 2087 nucleotides long. RefSeq lists its product as uncharacterized. The transcript has 3 exons. The coding region runs from base 160 to 1761 and encodes 533 amino acids. Lineage: Eukaryota; Metazoa; Arthropoda; Insecta; Hymenoptera; Trichogrammatidae. The record is from RefSeq and is a predicted model, not a curated record.